This is a messenger RNA of Echinops telfairi (small Madagascar hedgehog), 2356 nucleotides long. It is a transcript of the gene CDK2, whose product is annotated as cyclin dependent kinase 2. NCBI's taxonomy places the organism in Eukaryota, Metazoa, Chordata, Mammalia, Afrosoricida, Tenrecidae. Gene Ontology annotation, molecular function: ATP binding; cyclin-dependent protein serine/threonine kinase activity; cyclin binding. The record is from RefSeq and is a predicted model, not a curated record. The transcript is spliced from 8 exons. The coding region runs from base 173 to 1213 and encodes 346 amino acids. Gene Ontology annotation, biological process: regulation of gene expression; G1/S transition of mitotic cell cycle; protein phosphorylation. Gene Ontology annotation, cellular component: nucleus; cytoplasm; cyclin-dependent protein kinase holoenzyme complex.
CGAGUUGAACAAAUUGACAAGAGCCAGAAGUACCCUGCAUUCCAUCCCGACCCGGGGCCGCGGUGCCCGGCGGAGUCCCUGUCCCCUGCGUCCCCCAGAACCGCGGCCCGCUUUCCGUGCGGCUCCCAGGCUCCCGCCCCAGGCCCCGGGUGACCCGAGUCGCUAGCGCUUCAUGGAGAACUUCCAAAAGGUGGAAAAGAUCGGCGAGGGCACGUACGGAGUCGUGUACAAAGCCAAAAACAAGCUGACGGGAGAAGUGGUGGCGCUGAAGAAAAUCCGCUUGGACACUGAGACAGAGGGUGUCCCCAGUACUGCCAUCCGAGAGAUCUCUCUGCUUAAGGAGCUUAACCAUCCUAAUAUUGUCAAGCUGCUCGAUGUCAUCCACACGGAAAACAAACUCUACCUGGUUUUCGAGUUUCUGCACCAGGAUCUCAAGAAAUUCAUGGAUGCCUCGGCCCUCACUGGCAUUCCUCUACCCCUCAUCAAGAGCUAUCUGUUCCAGCUGCUCCAGGGCUUAGCCUUUUGCCAUUCUCAUCGGGUUUUGCACCGAGACCUCAAGCCCCAGAAUCUACUUAUCAAUGCGGAGGGGGCCAUCAAGCUCGCGGAUUUCGGACUAGCCAGAGCCUUUGGAGUCCCUGUUCGGACGUACACUCACGAGGUGGUGACCCUGUGGUACCGUGCACCUGAAAUCCUUCUGGGAUGCAAAUACUACUCCACGGCUGUGGACAUCUGGAGCCUGGGCUGUAUCUUUGCAGAGAUGCACCUAGUGUGUACCCAGCGCUAUGGUGGGUGCUGUGGGGAACACAGAAGAAAUGGAAGACACAGUCUGUGCCCGCUGUGCUCCUAUCUAGAAGUGGCUGCAUCACAAGGAGGGGGGAUGACCGAAGUGUCUACCCCACACCCCGUGACCCGCCGGGCCCUUUUCCCUGGGGAUUCUGAGAUCGACCAACUCUUCCGGAUCUUCCGAACUCUGGGGACCCCAGAUGAAGCCGUUUGGCCAGGAGUUACUUCUAUGCCUGAUUAUAAGGCGAGUUUCCCCAAGUGGGCCCGGCAAGAUUUUAGCAAAGUUGUGCCACCCCUGGAUGAAGAUGGACGAAGCUUGUUAUCGCAAAUGCUGCACUAUGACCCCAACAAGCGCAUUUCAGCAAAGGCAGCGCUGGCUCACCCAUUCUUCCAGGAUGUGACCAAGCCAGUACCCCACCUUCGACUCUGAUGUCCUCCCCUCAACCCCUACCCUCAGGCUCGCCCUCUCCUCCAUUGUGUGCCUGGUUUGGCCCUGGGCCAUUUGGACUCAGGUGGGCCCUCUGACCUUGUCUAACUGCCUUAACACUUAACCUUACCCUCUUGGCCAGCCAGCUCUGGGAAUACAGAGAGGGGCAAGGAGAGGAGGGGAGGGAGAGAAGGAUGGAAGGAAAUGAAAGAGAAUUUCAGUAUUUGAUGCACUUAAGUCAGCCGGAGUCUCCUCCUCCUCCUCUCAGCAUUGCUGAGGAGGGCCAGUUUCCAAAAUUAGAUCAGUUCUUCCCAGCUGACCCUACAUAGAGCUUGCUAGCCCAAGCCAUUUCUGAAUGUCCCAUAAUGAUUUUUUUUUCCCUGUGUUUAGGAGUAUUAGCCCCACCCCACCCCCUUCCUGCUGUCAGUGCUUUUGUAAGGCCAUCUGAUAGUAGGGGGCAAAGGUGGGACUUUUGAAACCAAGGAAAAGACAAAGACAAAAUAGAGGGGUCUGUUUUAAGGAAUUAGGUGGGGGAAAAAUAGAUGCAACCAGUUUAUACCCUCAUUUUAAUGUUGCACCUCACCUAACAGGCUGGGAGACUCAAGACCUAACUCCAAUGGGGCUGUAAGUAGAAAUGAUUGCUCCCAACCCCCAUGUCUGCUCUUCCUCCGGCCAAGAGGAGUCUGGGAUUCUCUGGGAUAGGGUUUGUAUGGAAUCACCUAUGGCCCUUAUGAGGCAGUUGAGAGAGGUUUGAAUCCUAGUUUUUCAGUCGUCAGAGAUUCCUGCUCUCAUCUUCCUCAGGAAGCCACUCCUCUGCCCAGGAAUGGAACUUUAGAGGUCAUUGGGUUAGCCAUCAUUUUGAGGAUGCUGACACUUUUUCAGGGCUGUAACUGAGCGACAGCCCUGGGAUAAAUAUUUCUUUAAAAGAAGGAUGAACAAUUAUAUUUAUAUUUCAAGUUAUAAUCGUUUUUAAAGUCAGUGGGGGUAGGGUGAGGGGGAUUUGUUGCCAUGCGCACCUUGGGGUUUUGUAAUGGGAAUGUUUAAAAAAAUAUUUCUUUUUAUGAUUUUCUUGCUUCCCUCCCCCCCUUAUUCUUGAGUGUUCUUGCUAUUAACAUUAUUUUGUAAUUUAGUUUGUAAUUCAUUAAA